GAACGCAAUAACCUACCUUGGUGCAAUAUUAAGUAACGUUCCGUCUUGAGCGCCGCUUCACAGACGUAUGGUCUUCUAGGUGUUCGCAAAAUGUUGGACGAAGAGGCUGUACAGUUUACAUUUUCAUGGCUCGAUUACAUAUUCUUCUUUGGGAUGCUAAGUUUAAGUGCACUUAUCGGAAUCUACUUCGGUUGCUGCGGUCCGAAACAGAAUUCGGCAAAGGAAUACCUUUUAGCUGGACAAACCAUGAGAGUAUUGCCUGUCGCUAUGUCGUUAAUAUCGAGCAAUAUUUCCGGCAUAACCAUUAUGGGUGCACCUGCUGAUAUCUAUAAGUACGGCGCCAAUUACAUCUGGUCACUAAUCUCUAUGGUUAUAACGUCGAUUGCGUGCGUUUACGUCUACAUGCCCGUUUUCCUGGACUUGCAACUGGUCAGCACCUAUCAGUACCUGGAGAUGCGCUUCGAUCGAAAGAUUAGGACACUGGCCUCCAUACUGUUUACACUACAAGUCUUGCUGCUGAAUCCAAUACUGAUCUACGUGCCGGCGCUUGCCUUCUCUCAAGCCACCGGAUUACAUUUGCACGUAAUCGCCCCAACCCUUUGCAUCGUCUGUAUCUUUUACACGACCAUUGGCGGACUUAAAGCCGUCCUUUGGACAGAUACCCUGCAAACGACCUCAAUAUUCGUGUGCCUUUUGGUCGUUUUUGGUAUGGGUUUAUCCACAUCGGGAGGUGUUCGAAAUGUAGUCGAGGUGGCUGCCAAAGGAGAGCGGUUGGACAUAUUUGACUUUCGGUUAGAUCCCACCAAGCGCGACAGCUUUUGGGCGUUUGUGCUUGGGUGCACCGUUUCUUGGAUGGUCGACAUAUCCAUCAAUCAAAGCACAAUGCAAAGAGUGAUGGCGGUUCCGACCAAAAAACAGGCGGAGAGGGUGAUUUACAUUUUCUGCGUUGGGACGAUGCUAAUAAAGGCGUUUACUACGUUCAUUGGUGUUAUGAUGUAUGCCAAAUACUCAGAAUGCGACCCAAUUGGCUCGGGCAAAGUGACGCACACUGACCAAAUGGUGCCCUACUACGUUAUCGAUGUUGGAGGUAAAAUUCCAGGACUUCCAGGUUUGUUUAUUGCCGGAAUUUUUAGUGGCGCACUCAGCUCGCUUUCGACGACCUUAAAUACACUAGCUGCCACUUUCUACUCAGACUUCGUGUCACUCUGUGUGCCGGAUACGAUAACCGAAAAGACCAAGAGCAAGAUUUUGAAGUUGAUAGUUGUGGUAGGUGGUAUCAUAUGCAUUUUACUAGUUUUCGUUGUGGAAAAAAUGGGCGGAAUUUUACAACUAACCGUGACGUUCAGUGGAAUUACGUCAGGUUCACUUCUGGGAUUGUUUACCUUGGGAAUGAUCUUUCCAUUUGCUAAUUCUAAGGGUGCACUUUGUGGCGGAGUGGCCGGCUUGGUCUUCAACUCUUGGUUAGUCCUUAGCAACCAGUGGUACAAAUAUCAAGGUUUAAUCAAAGACUAUCCCAAGCCUCUUUCUGUAGAAGGAUGUACUGGUGAAAUUAAUACAAACGUAACCCAAGGGGCGCAUGGAGUACUGGAGGAAGAGCCCAACGCGUUCUACCGAAUUUCGUUCUGGUAUUACACCUUCCUCGGUUUUCUCGUAGUGAUCGUGGUUGGAUUGGUUGUGAGUUGGUUAACUAGAAAGAACAAUCCACCAGUUCGUCCCGAACUGUUAAGCCCUUCGGUACAAUUUUUACUCCCAAAAGAAAAGGACAGUGAGAUUCGCUUGGAUACGACCAAAUUAUGACCGAGACACAUUAGGUGUUUAAAUAAAAUGCGUUGUUUAUAGUAACGAUGUUAAUAAACUUGCUAGAUCACAA
Molecule: messenger RNA, 1870 nt
Organism: Photinus pyralis (common eastern firefly)
Lineage: Eukaryota; Metazoa; Arthropoda; Insecta; Coleoptera; Lampyridae
Product: sodium-coupled monocarboxylate transporter 2-like
Exons: 8
Coding region: 91-1797 (568 amino acids)
Biological process (GO): sodium ion transport; transmembrane transport
Cellular component (GO): membrane
Molecular function (GO): symporter activity
Source: RefSeq, a predicted model, not a curated record